UUGUGUGUGUGUGACGCACAGUGGGUAAGAGUGGAGAUGAGAUCGAAAAGGUUGAAGUGAAGGAAACCCACAGGAAGAAAGGCGAAGUGUCACGCCUUUUACAGUAAGACCCGCGAAGCAUUCAGCGCGACUUGCACAGAGUUGUCUCUACCGGCUCGCGGAUAGCGAGCUCGAGGUGAGAACAGAAGGAAAUAAUAAUAAUGAGCUCGUGGAUGUUGCCGGACUCCCGCCUCUCUCGCGCCGGCGGGUCGGGAAUCACGCGCCAUUGGAGGGGGUGAUAUACUGUGCAUGCGCUUCUGGCUCAGCGGCGUGCACAGGUCGGUCGAUGCGAGCACAGCGGCGUGGCUCUCGGCCUCCAUUUGCCAGUUUGUGUUCAUGUUCGAGGAAUUUGCCAAGGGUGGUUUUUGGGGCCAAGACGACGCGCAACAGUUGGAGUUUUGCCGCAGACGUCACCGUUACACCGUGCCUGUUUGACACGAGGUGUCGGGACUGCGCUGGGAGGAGCCAAAUGCAGUGUGAUGUUCACAGCCAUUGGUUAUGUCUGCUUUGAACUCUGAACUCACAGCCACGGAGGUCACCCAUGCACUGGAGGAAGAGGAGGGCAAUUUGCCCUAUGUUCUGCUCACAGACCCCCCUUCUUCCGUCCCUACUUCACAUCCCUCCCGUUUAACCACUGAGAGACCCAAUUUCACCACUGACACCAUAAUGGAGAGUCAAGCCAUCUCCAUGGCAAGUAAUGAAUGUACUUCUACUCUUUCCUCACCUGUUGAAGGAAGCCCAGCCAAGCCUCCUGUUACACCAUCUUCUAUACUUGAAGAGACUUUUGGCCACAGCCCCGCUACCUCACAGAUGGCACCUGCAUCAGACUCUUUAAAAGGCCCAGGAACAAGUCUAAUUUCCAUUUCCGACUCGCCACCUUGGGUUUCUACGUUGCCAUCUAGCACAUUUGGCUGUCCAGACUCAGGAAAAGAUUUUCCUACUGUGCUCACAUUCAAAGGUGUCACUGUCACAUUGGAGAAUAACAGCAUAUGGAAGCAGUUUUGUGAGUGUGGAACUGAGAUGAUUCUUACUAAACAGGGUCGCCGCAUGUUCCCCUACUGCCGCUAUCGUCUGUCUGGUCUAGACCCUGAUCGGAUGUACAGUCUUGUCCUGUCCAUUGUUCCAUCAGGUCAAUAUAGGUAUCGGUGGAAUACCUCCAAAUGGGAGGCCCACGGGCCGGCAGAGCACCAGUCUCAGGGCCUGAUCCGAGCCUUUCCCCACCAUUACUCACCCUGUCCGGGAUCAGAGUGGAUGAGCUGCUUGGUGUCUUUCUAUAAACUCAAGCUGACUAAUUACUUCCAGGAUCAAGAGGGUCAUAUGAUCCUGCACUCCAUGCAUCGCUACAUUCCUAGGCUUCACAUUAUUCCAGUUCUGGAUGGGGAGGCACCCACACCUGACAAACCUGUGGUCAUGGGACCUGAGAGCAUUACCUUUACAUUCCCACAGACCGAAUUCAUGGCAGUGACGACUUAUCAGAACUUUCGAAUCACCCAGCUGAAAAUCAAUCAUAACCCGUUUGCCAAGGGCUUCAGGGAGGACGGGAACAACCCCCGUCUUAACCGAAUCCUUCCACUUCCUGUGAAGACUGAAACCCAAACAGAGGUUCUGAAACUUGCUGAACCCAGUGAGCAACAAGAGGAGGUGAUGGAUCUGAGCGCAAAGAGUCAAGGUCCCUCAGCUCCAUCUACAAAUGCACAAGAGACUAGACUGGUGCUGAAGCCUAUAAUGUCCAUCCCAUCUAGUAAUGGUGAUACAUAUGUGCCCUGUAUAAGGGGCAAACAUUCACUGGGUGAGAUUGUUCUCGGCCAGAACCAGCCUUGUGUUGAAUCUAAGAAAGAAGACAGCGCCAUUGUUACUCCCAAGGCAAACUUAUUUUUGAGGAUACCGCCUAAAUCAAGAUCCAAUAACUCUAGUUCCUCAACGGCGACCCCGGGAACAUCAUCUCGGUUUCGUAAGAGUAGGAGGAGGAUCAAGCGACGCUGGACAAUGCACAAUGGAAGGUCUUGGAAAGCUGCAGCUGCCUCUCCCAAAGUGGCCCACAGCCCAUCAUUGACCGUCGCUAUGCAACCAGAACUGGAUGAGAUAGAAGGCCUGCUGUUUGUGUCGUUCACCUCAAAGGAAGCACUUGAGGUUCACGUCAGAGACAAAUUAGCAAACACCUCAUCAUCAGUACCCCCUGUGACCUUAACAGGGCUGAUGGAGACGAAGAAGUUGGAAGACUUCUGUGGCGUCUCCAUGGAGGAGAAUCCAGAGACUGCGGAGGAAAAAACUGCUCAAUUAGAGUCUCUCCUCCUGGAUGACCUGAGCAUUCUCAAACACAGGCAGGUCAUCCAUCCAGUGCUGCAGGAGGUGGGCUUGAAGUUGAGCUCCUUAGACCCAGGCACGCCUGUUGACUUGAAGUAUCUGGGUGUUUGUCUGCCACUACCCCCUUCAAGCCUGCACGACCAAAGCAGCGCACCAGCUAUAUCUCCUGCUGAUGAGGAAUUACCCUUUAUCUCCAGAACAGGAAAAACAAGCGAUGUAACAAAAAUAAAGGGGUGGAGAAACAAGUUCACCAGAAGCCAAGAAACAUCUGCUUCUAGUAGUGAAGGAUUACAGAAGAACCUGUCUGCCUUCUGCAGCAACAUGUUGGACGAGUAUUUGGAGAGCGAAGCUCAGCAAAUCAGUGAGCGUGCUGCUGCCUUCUCCUCAAACCCAGAGGAUGCAGUGGCCUAUCAGCUGCCUGCCAAGAGUUCCAGCUAUGUGAAGACUCUGGACAGCGUACUGAAGCAUCGAAAUGCUGCAUCCAGAGUCUCAACUGGUGCCAACAGACCUUGUCCUUUGUCUCGCAAAACCACACCAUACUCAGCUCCUGAAGCCCCCAGUCAGGCCUCAUAUACAGAUCUAGAAGGUGCUGCUGGGUCCAGUUACGCUGAUUAUUCACAAAGAUUGCCAACCAGCCAGUCAGGAACCUAUCACAGACCUGGUCAGAGCCAGGGCCAGGCACACAAAGCUGCAGGCUUCACAAAGAUCCAGUUCAGACUGAUGCAGAUGGAGAAUACAGCAUUUUACCAGGGCCUGAGCAGGACACACCUGACUCCAGAAAGGCUUUCUACAGCUCUGUCUGUCAUAAUGAGUAAAGAGACCAUGCCCCACGAGAUCCCGUUUCGACAUAAUACUGUUGGACCUCAGUGUGGUCAAGAGUUCUGCAGACUGGGCUGUGUGUGUCAGAGUUUGCAGCAGCUAAAGACAGCCCCCGACCACUGCAGACGGCCUGAGUGCAUGUUUACCUGUAGCUGCCUCAAAUCCCGGAUGGAUACAGAACAAUCACCCCAGCCUCACUUUGGUUCCCAUGCUGGUAAACUGUGGAACCGCAGCGUUUAUGAUGAGGAUGUAGAACCGCUUUACAUGUCCAAAAGCGCUCCAUCUUUAGCCCCACCAAAGGUCCAGAAAACCUGGACAUUUUGUCCAGCACCCCCGAUACGUGAAGAGGAUAAGGAUCCCGUGUACAAGUAUCUGGAGAGCAAGAUGACAUGCGCACGCGUCAGAGAGUUUAAUAGCCUGCCACCACCUGUCGUCACCUUGGGCACUGCACUUUUUCACCAGAAAGACAAACCAACACCACAGAACGUUGUUAAAGUCGUCACUAAACCGGACAACAUCGCUGAAGUGACUGAUCAAAAACCAGUAGAAAUGCCUUCUCAGGAUACAAAAGCAAUAAAAGUAAAGAAGCAAAUCCAGAUCCAGUCGAUGUGUCAAUGGAGAAUGGACCGUAAAAUGGUGCUGGAGGGUUUGUGUGAGCGCAUGAACCAGAAUCGGCUUCACCUGCUUUUCUACAUCGGGCCUUACUGCAUAAGCCCCGUGACCAGAGUCAUCUUAAAGACACCCAGCGUCACCGUCAUCACCUACAGGAUGCAAAUCAGUAAACCAGAAAAAGUGAGCAACUGCAAGGAAGAAUCUGAUGAAGGUGAAGAGAAGUGUGACGGGAAACGCUUUGAUGGAAAUACUGAGGAAGAGGUGGCGGGGGACCCUGGUAAUCGUUAUGGGGCGAUUCCUUUCCAGAGUGGAGCGAUCCCUGCUGGGAGACUGAGAGCCCGGAAAAAGCCUCCAGGCUGUAAAGCAUACGGACUUAUCCAGGUAAAUGAUAAAUGCUACAAUCACGCCGCGCUGUUGCUUGGUAACAUGGGGUCUCUGCAUCCUGCCAACCGUCUUGCAGCCCAUGUCACAGGCCGACUACAAGCUCAUAAAAUGCCUCGGAUGCAACAGUCAACGAACGCAACCACCUCACCAGAAUUACUUCAUGUGAAGGCCACAAGCACCUUCGUCCCUCUGUUUAUGGAUCAGAAGGCAGAACUGCAGCCCAAAGCUGAUUUACCCAAACCAGACUCUUUGAGUAACAGCUCCAGAAACAUGGUGCAGGGUUCACAGAAGUUCCAGACUGGAAGCCCAUCUGGGCAGCCAUUUGUCCCCAUCCAGCAAAACAUCCACAGCAGCUCCACGUCCUCGCCCGUCUCCCUCACGGUCUCGCCGUCGCUGAAAAGCCCCAGCUUCCUGGCUAAGAGUGGGACUUACUCAUUUAGAAUCUGCCCUCCAUCCACCCAGGCCGACGGAGGCCAGAGGCCUGGCGGCGUGGCCCUGCCGGGAGGCUUCACCCUCAUCCAGCUCCCAAAACCCGGAGCUGAAGGAGCCGGAGAAAAAGCGAAACCUCUCGACGCUACGGGCAACACUUCAGCUGAGAACAAAGACAGAGUUUCUAAUCUAAGCCACUUAGCGAGGGAGUGGGUCGGUUUUGACACCUUCAGCAAAGUUAGGACCUUACUAAGUAGCGACUUGCCUGAACCGGACUCCUCCUCUGGGCAACUUUCUGAGGAGAAGAUGCUGUCCGGUAGGAACAGCAAGGAAGAUGACCUGCUGCAGACUGAGAAUCAGCAGGGGUUAUAUUUCGAUAUUUCCUCAGAAGAAUUAAGCUCCGACUUUUCGGACUACGAUGAAUGCGAAGAAGAAGAUGAGAUAGUGGAUAUUGAAACUGUAGAAAUGAAACAAGAAGCCAUUUCUAAAAUGAAAAAAGAUGCUUUGGUGAGAUUACAACAAUCAAGGGAUUCUGCAGACUAUUGUGAAAAAAUGGAGGAGCUCAAUGAACCGAAUGCUGAGUACAAAGAGAUGAGGGCGCGCAGGAACCACUCGGCGGUGGAGAAGCUGAGACGCUGCGAACAGCGAGUCCUGUUCGAUAGACUGCAGAGUCUCCUGAAACUGGAUUCCAGAUCUUCCAGGCUCCACGUGCUUGCACUGGCUGUAAAAGAAAUUGAAAGUCUGGGCAAGACGUUCAGAUAUCUUAAAUCGGAGAAAGAGAGGCUGCUUCAGGCCCAGUCUGUCUUUUUAAAGAAACUGUCCAUGUUGGCUGGGAAAUCUGAGAGCCUGAUUGAAAGCAAGCUGAAGGAGAUCUUUGAGCGGCAGAAACAGCGCGAGAGGAAUAUGAAAUGGAAGCCUUUCUUCUCUCACCUUCUGCAGAGCAAAGCUGCUCUUCUUCAAGCCACUGCCCCUCCUUCUGAUCUCCACCCCUCAUCGCCACCUCAGCAUGACCUCAGCCCUACAGGUCAAGCCAACCUGUCUGAGACUGCAAGAAACAAUUUACAAAUGUUGCUCUCCCUGCUUCAUCCUUUAAAAAGGCUGGAAAAGGCUCCUGAUCAACCUAUUGGGAACAAAUCUAUGCAAGGUUCUCAGCCUAAAGUGGUCCCAGACCAUGUAGUCACUGCACCAUCAGCACCACAGAUGGAGGUUCACCAGAGAGAACCUGGAGCUUUGGGCCAACCUCCUUCAAAGUUAGAUGAGAACCAGAAAGAACCUGUUAAUCCAAGCCAGAGCGCCAUGCCUUCUUCUUUAACAAACAACCUACAACUCCUGGAUAAUUUGGCACUGAAAGUCGCUGCAGCCACAUCUGGAUCCUCAGGAGCUAAAAAAAGAACAGUAGUUAUCCCUUCAAGGCCGUUUGCUCUUCCUCUGAUUCGUUCCAAAACUGGCAGACUCAUACUUCCCUCCUCCAUGAAACCACUUGGUAAAGGUUACUACACCCUUAUGGUGAUGGAGCCCAAGAAGGGCGAUGGGGAUAAGGCCAGCUCUUCAUCUAAUGCGGAGCCUUCUUCUGUGAACCCUUCCAAGAGUUCGGAGAAAACCACCUCUUCUUCUGAGCAGCCUUCAGUACCAAAAAGCAGAUGUGCAAUGAUGGACAAAACUGCACCUUCAGAAUCUGAUCCAAAGAGUUCAGGUGCAGCGAGUCCCCUCUCUGACCUCUCCUUUCUUAACAAAUCAAUCGUUGUACCGUUGCUUGACACACAUGCCACUGAGGAGGACCAAGAAGAGACGGUUCCGGUCUUGAUUAGAACUUCAACGACUCACUUGUGUUUGAAACCUGUAGGUCAAGUUCCUCCGCCUUCUGCCAAGCCUGAGCAAGAUUCUAGCCCUCUGUUUGUUCCUUCGAAGAGCCAUCAGAGUCCAGAUACUAACAAAACUGAGGUAGAACCGACCAAGAUGAGUGACGGUAAUGUACGCCGGCUACAUGAACUGAAACAAAGUGAUAUUACUGUGGAGGAGAUAAACGUAAGGGUACAGGACACCCCAGGAGCAGUGAGGGAAGCUGCUCAUAAACCCACCUCAGUCAAACGAGGCAGAGGAAGGCCUCCGAAAAAGAAAGUUGUUGAGGGGCGAAGUUCUGCUGUGAAGCGACCAAGAAGUCCAGACUCCAAUGAUUACACCCCCAUAUUUUCUAUGACGUCUCUCAAAAGCCCCAAUUCACCAACAUCACAAGGGGAGGGGUUCACUUCCAGACCGUUAACACGCGCCUCUCUGGGAAAGGACUUCCCCAGUGCGAAGAAACGGUCCUGGAUAGAUAUAGAAAAGGAACUAGAACCGGACCUCGAGUUUGUAUAGCCUCUACAGGACAAGAUGGACUCACUCAGAUUGGUACCUCACAGUUCUCUGCUGCAGCAGCGUUUUCAAACUUGACAUUUUUACCUCCUUUGCUGUUAAUUGGUGUCAACAUCAAACGCAAGCUUCACCACAUGUGCCUGUUUAAAAAAAAAGACAAACGUUCAGGGCCGUGAUUAACUACCUUACGCUGCUGUGUUUUUAUAUGUCGGUGAACUUCAUACUGUAGAGAAAAGCCGCAUACAAAGAGCAUCACUUGACUGCUGAAUGUAUGAGUAAAGUGUGCUUACUACCGCAAUCAGCUCUCAUCAGGACAUUUUCUAAAAAGAAGUUGUCUAUAAAUGUGACAAACAUGUAUUUCUUUUUUUAAAACCAGCUCGAUUACGUUGUACUUUAACUUGUUGGUUAGUGUCAUGCAGAAAAGAAUAAAAACUGUAAAGCCUGAAGCCUUAGGAGGGGAAGUCUUACCAAACCAUGAAUUGCUACAAUAACGAAUUCUCUGUUUUUACCUUUCAAUUAAAUCUUUUUUUUAGUUGCACUUUAUCUUUCUGGUAGAACUCAAGCAAUAAAACAUGUUUAUUCUUCAGCUUGUACAAAAAGGCUACUGACCUCUACUCUGAGAUGUUAGUCAGAGGUAUCCUCAUUAUGUAUAAAGCUAAUCUUUAGGGAUUAGCCCACGUGAAUAUUUUGUUUGCUUUUUUUAAUGGAAGACUUUGGUUAUGAUUAUUUUGAAACACUGGUUGUUAAUUUGACUGAUUAAUAAAAUACCUGGUUUUGAAAAUGAAAA
Molecule: messenger RNA, 7726 nt
Organism: Girardinichthys multiradiatus
Lineage: Eukaryota; Metazoa; Chordata; Actinopteri; Cyprinodontiformes; Goodeidae
Gene: magl
Product: MAX dimerization protein MGA-like
Exons: 22
Coding region: 538-6942 (2134 amino acids)
Biological process (GO): regulation of transcription by RNA polymerase II; cell fate specification; positive regulation of DNA-templated transcription
Cellular component (GO): nucleus
Molecular function (GO): protein dimerization activity; RNA polymerase II cis-regulatory region sequence-specific DNA binding; DNA-binding transcription factor activity, RNA polymerase II-specific
Source: RefSeq, a predicted model, not a curated record